AUGAGUCUCACCUCGGACGAGGUGAACUUUAUGGUGUACAAAUACCUCCUCGAAUCUGGGUUUUCGCACUCCGCGUUUACGUUUGCGAACGAAUCGUUCGUCAAUAGAACUCGAAUUGCCCCAGGAAACGAAGAUCAGGACAUUCCGGCGGGCGCGUUGGUGGCGUUCGUGCAAAAAGGAUUGCAAUAUUUAGAGCUCGAAGCGAAUUUGAACGAGAGCAGCGGCGGGAAUAAUGGUGCUAAUGGGGAAGGAAACAAUGCUAACGUCAAAAACAACAACGAAGAGGACGAUAUCGACGCGAACUUUUCGGUGUUGACGGCGAGAGAUUUGCUUUCGAAACCGGUGGACGCUUUGAAGGCGCUGGUAAAGUCGAGAAGGGAGAUGUCCGCGGAGGAACGGAAUCGAGCGAUCGAGGAGGAAGAGACCGCGCUGAAAAGAAAGUUGGAGGAGAGAAAGAAAGCAGCCAUGGCGGUGAAAACGAUCGACGGAACGUUUGCCGCCGCCGGAGGAAAGAACGGCGGUUUGGACGACGUGAACCAACUGUUCGACGUGAGCCAAGACGAAGUGACGACGUUGGACGGGCACUUGGGCGAGGUUUUCGUCUGCGCGUGGAACCCGAAGAGAGAAGGGAUGUUAGCCAGUGGAAGUGGCGAUGCGACGGCGAGAAUUUGGACGUUACCGGCUGGGCCGAGCGGAAGAGUCGCUGAGGCGAAGAUGAAACCGCCGGCGGUUUUAGAGCACACGAAGAAGAUUAAAAAAGAAAACGAAGAGAAAGAUACGACGAAUAAAAACGGAGAGAGUAAAGAAGAUAAGAACGGAGUAGGUGGUGGUGGCGACGCCAUGGACGUCGACGGUGGAGGAGGAAAGAAUAAAGAAAAGAAAAACGAUGCGGAGGACGAGGACGAGAAGAAAUCGAAAGACGUCACGACUUUAGACUGGAACAGCGACGGUACGAUAUUAGCCACUGGAUCGUACGACGGCGACGCGAGGCUUUGGGACGAUAGCGGUAAGCUCGUCGCCAGACUCGAGCAGCACAAAGGUCCGAUUUUCUCCUUGAAGUGGAACAAAGCCGGCGACUCGUUGAUUUCAGUAUCGGUGGAUAAAACUGCCGUGGUGUGGGACGCGAAAUCCGGGGAGGCGAAGCAAACGUACGAAUUACACGAAGCGCCGUGUUUGGACGUCGAUUGGAAAGGAGAUACGAACGUGUUUGCGACGUCCAGUAUGGAUAAGAAGAUUUACGUUUGCGAAGUUGGUAAGAAGGCACCUUUGAAAAAAUUCGAAGGACACACGGACGAAGUCAACUGCAUCAAGUGGGAUCCCGUCGGUAACCUUCUCGCGUCGUGCUCGGACGAUUACACCGCGAAAAUUUGGUCCAUGAAUCAAAACCAGGCUCUUUUCACGUUCAGCGAACACAAAAAGGAAGUGUACACCAUCAAAUGGUCGCCAACGGGACCGGGGACGAAGAAUCCGGAUAUUCCUUUGAUGUUGGCGACGGCUUCGUACGACCACACGGUUAAAUUAUGGAACGCGACGACUGGAGAGUGUAUUCGGACGUUCAACAUGCACACGGAACCGGUGUAUUCGGUCGCGUUUUCGCCAGAUGGGAAACACAUCGCCUCGGGAAGUUUCGAUAAACGCGUGAGAGUUUGGGAAAUUGCCACCGGGUUGUUAGAAAAGACGUACCGCGGUGACGGCGGGGUCUUCGAGGUGUGUUGGAACCAGGAAGGGUCGAAGAUUGCAGCCUGCUUUAGCAACAACACGAUAGCCGUUUUGGAUUUUGAGUAA
Molecule: messenger RNA, 1785 nt
Organism: Bathycoccus prasinos
Lineage: Eukaryota; Viridiplantae; Chlorophyta; Mamiellophyceae; Mamiellales; Bathycoccaceae
Exons: 1
Coding region: 1-1785 (594 amino acids)
Biological process (GO): regulation of transcription by RNA polymerase II
Cellular component (GO): histone deacetylase complex
Molecular function (GO): transcription corepressor activity; protein binding
Source: RefSeq, a predicted model, not a curated record